Molecule: messenger RNA, 1566 nt
Organism: Angiostrongylus costaricensis
Lineage: Eukaryota; Metazoa; Nematoda; Chromadorea; Rhabditida; Metastrongylidae
Source: the annotation of a GenBank genome assembly
AUGACCACAAAGAUUCAACACGCAUUAGAUGAACUCGCUACCAUAUUCGAAAAGACACACUCGAAGCUACCAAAUAUUGAAAACGAGUUCGAACAGUACUCGAGUACAGCUGAAAAAGCGAUUGGCAUUACUUUCGAAUACGGUGUACUCCUGCAUGCUUGGGUUCAUGGCUUCAGGACUCACGCUCAACUUUUUAACACAUCCCACAAUCCCUCCACUACGAACAGUGGCAAAGAUAAAUCUACCGUUACUGCGGUCGCGAAAAAUCUGGAGCUACCCGCAAUUCCAAUCCCAACAUUCAAUAGCAACAUAUGGGACUGGGAAAACUUUUGGGAGCUUUUCAGCUUAAACAUACAUUCACAAAAUCUUUUCGAGCUGCAAAAAUUCAAUUGCCUGCUUAGCUUCUUAAAGGGGGAACCUCUUCAAUCGAUGAAGAAGUUCCAACUCACUAGGCAAAACUACGCAAAAGCAAUAGAAUUUCUUACUAACAAGAGAAACUCUGAAGAACUUAUUCGCCAGACCUUCAGAAAGAUGGACAAAAUCUCCCUUCACUCACCGUCCAUACAAGAGCAACGCAGACAAUUGGAAGACAUAAAAGCCAUCAUAGGCCAAUCAGUGCAAAAAGGUGAAAAUGUCGACAAUCAGUCCACGUAUCAAAAGGUACUUUCAAAAUUUCCGGUCAGGAUCCAACGUAAAGUUCUUCACAAAAAGAUCACUUCUCCCGACGAACCCUUCACCAUGCAGCAGAUUCUAAAACAUUUCGAAGAGGUUGUGACUAGCGAGGAACUGGUAUGUCUCCAGACCACCUCAACACCUCCUCGAGAUACAGUUUGCCUCGACAAUAAAGUCAAACAAUGGAAGUCGCCGACAACAAAGUCCUUGUGCAUGCAUUGUAGAGGCAACCAUAAGCCUUUCUAUUACUGUAAAUACGAAACACCUCAAAAAAGAUACCAGUACCUUUAUUCCAUAUUUGCGCCUCUCCAUCCCACAGCUCAAUUCAGUGCAACGGGUCGUUGUGUCGUAAGUCGUAAAUGCCAGAAACGUCACCACACAUCAUGCUGCUUUUUUUCAGCACCAAACGAGAAGACAUUCGUGACACCUACGAAGAAUUCGAAUGCCAAAAGCAAGGCCAACGUCAGUAAACACAAAGAAAAGAGCAUAAAAACCCACUUCUACGUCCAAAAUAUAGCACAUCGGCCAAGAAACACCGGCCAAAGACAAAAUUUCGACGAACUCCAGCACAGAAUUGCAGUUAACUUUCCUACCUACAAGGAGCUGGCUAUAAUGAACCCAACCACAAAGCAGUUAGAGAAGGUUUCCGUCUUACUGGACACGGGAGCCGCCUUUAUCGACGAGAAUCUUGCACAAAAGCUCUAUCUACCGACGAUAGAAGAAAUUAAACUACGGCUAAACACAUUUGGCUCAAACAAUGUGCAAGAAUGCGUUUCACGAAAGGUUCCAUUACAGGUAUGGGACGCGGACGGCCAUCAAAUAUCGUUAUUCUUGUUCACACAUAACGCGAUAACGAAACCUUUUAAACCCCGUCAAUUUGUUCAGAAGACAUAG